CGCAGACCGAAUACACGCGCCCUUUCAGCUUCCCACGGAGCCAUAGCAGCGUAGAUGACCACGCUCAUCAACCGUUAUCACUCCAACUAUACCAUGCCAAAUCCUAGUACUCAGCCUUAUAUCACGCUCAGGAGCAACCGUGACCAAAUCCUUCUCGGGCACAUUCUUGCACCAACAGUCGAUUUCACUAGUAUGCAACCGGUACCAGCAUGAGUAACAUCCACCUUUGCGAAAUCCGUUCCCAC
This is a messenger RNA of Aspergillus alliaceus, 245 nucleotides long. RefSeq lists its product as uncharacterized. The coding region runs from base 55 to 213 and encodes 52 amino acids. Lineage: Eukaryota; Fungi; Ascomycota; Eurotiomycetes; Eurotiales; Aspergillaceae. The record is from RefSeq and is a predicted model, not a curated record. The transcript is spliced from 2 exons.